Acaulospora morrowiae is the source of this 821-nucleotide messenger RNA. The record is from the annotation of a GenBank genome assembly. Lineage: Eukaryota; Fungi; Glomeromycota; Glomeromycetes; Diversisporales; Acaulosporaceae.
CGUCCGAUGCAAUCGAUAAAAUAAGAUUCCUUUCGCUCACCGAUCCCGACGCUCUAAAAGCAAAUCCCAACCUCAACAUCACGAUUUUUCCUGAUCCUGAAAACAAGGUUUUGAUAAUUUCUGACAGCGGUGUGGGUAUGACCAAAAAGCAACUUAAAGAGAAUUUGGGCACAAUCGCAAAGUCUGGAACUUCCGAAUUCCUGAGUGCCAUUGAAGAGAAAAAAGCAGACGUAAAUUUAAUUGGACAAUUUGGGGUUGGAUUUUACUCGGCAUUUCUGGUAGCUGAUAAAGUAGUGGUCAUCACAAAACACAAUGACGAUGAACAAUACAUUUGGGAGUCACAAGCCAUCAACGAUUUUACCAUCUACAAAGAUCCUCGCGGAAAUACAUUGGGUCGUGGUACUGAAAUCAGGUUAUAUUUAAAAGAGGAUUCACAUUCAUUCCUCGAGGAUGGUGUCAUUCGUGAUCUCAUCGCAAAGUAUUCCGAAUUCAUCAAUUUCCCAAUUUUAUUAUGGACCAAGAAAACGGAAGUUAUCGAGGAAGAUGAAACGGAUAUGCCAGCUGAAGAUCAAGAGAAAGAGUCAAAGAAGAAAACAAAGACAGUUGAGAUACCCGGAUGGGAACUCAUGAAUACUCAGAAACCUCUUUGGGCACGUGAUCCAAAAAAUAUUACGGAUUCAGAGUAUGAAAAUUUUUACUCAUCCCUCACCAAGGAUAAUAAUCCACCUCUAGCCUGGACACAUUAUAAAGGCGAAGGCGAUGUCGACUUCAAGGCCAUUAUCUACAUUCCAUCGAAAGCACCAGACAAUUUGUUCCAAAAG